Molecule: messenger RNA, 4052 nt
Organism: Ostrea edulis (European flat oyster)
Lineage: Eukaryota; Metazoa; Mollusca; Bivalvia; Ostreida; Ostreidae
Product: protocadherin Fat 4-like
Exons: 18
Coding region: 1-2700 (899 amino acids)
Biological process (GO): homophilic cell-cell adhesion
Cellular component (GO): plasma membrane
Molecular function (GO): calcium ion binding
Source: RefSeq, a predicted model, not a curated record
AUGUGCAAAUUCAAGUUCUGGAUGCUAGCAUUCAGUACAUUUGUCGCCUUAUGCAUAACGUUGUCAAAAGGAGCCACAUGCAAGGACGGAGAUCAUAUCGGAGAAGGGGACCCUAAGAGUAAAAACAAAGAAGUGGACACCACAAACGGUUUGAGUAUCUACUUCGACCGCAGUGAUGAUAAAAUGAAGUUUGAUUGUUGUGGAUUUGUGAAAGAAUGGGAAUUCUAUGCAAAGUCGAACGUAGGGACGGUUCAUUUUCAAGUGUGGCGUCCGUCGGGCUCAACGUACACAUUGGUGGGAGAGAACCAAUACACUGUUACUUCUGGAAACGAAAACGCUGAAAUAAGAAUUUCCAUUACAACAGCCGAAAGAAUUAAUGUUCAGAAUGGAGAUAUCAUUGGAAUAUAUCAACCAGUAUUACCAAUAGUAUCUUAUAAAAAUGAGGGUUCAAAUAAUCAAUACCGCCAAACGACAGCGGCAGGCACAACACCAGUGGGCGGGGCAUUCGACUGGAGCACGGUGACGCAGUCCACGAAGAGAAAGUACGCUAUACGCGCUGACGUUACCAAUGGUAACAACCCAUCCAUAACAAAUCUUGCUGCGACCGCCACGUUUACGGAUGACACGGUCAUUGGGACGCUCAUAUUUACGCUGGCAGUUUCUGAUGCAGAUUCCUUAGAUCCACUUACUACAGCUAUGACGACAACCUCUUCCCAAUUUACAUUUGAUUCAAGCACUUUAAAAGUCACAAGUACUGCACAGCUUCCUGCUGGAACGACACCGCUUAACUUCCAAGUGACUGACGGCUGUGGAAAUACUGAUACAGGGACCUUAACUGUUGUUGUUACUAACAUACCGCCAGUGAUACAUAACCUACCAUAUAACGUUAACGUCAAGGAAGAUCAGACGGCGGAGCUAGAGCUAUACGUCAUCAAUGCCACAGAUUCGUCACAGUACGACACAGUCACGUGCAGUAUUCAAUCCGUCAGCCCGGCGACCUCUAUCUUUUUUACAAAGAAUUCAUUGUAUGGUAUAUACUUGCAAGCUUUCCCUUCUUUGUCAUACGAUACUGUGAAUGCAUACGUCUUAACAAUUGCUUGCACGGACUCGAAAGACACCGUAACAGGGACAUUCAAUGUGUAUAUCACCCGGAACAACGCACCUGUAUUUACCAACUUACAAGCGUCUGUGAAUGUGACAGCAUCAUAUACUACGGGUACCAGCAUUUACACGGUGACGUCUUCGGAUGCUGAAGGAGACCAGCUGUAUUACAAUAUGACCUGCUCCUCAGUCACCUGCCCCUUUGCCAUAUAUCAUUCCGGAGAGGUAAGAUCAACAGAUAAUCUCCAGGGGUACACACAAGCCGGCUACGAUCUGUAUAUCUAUGUCUAUGAUGGAAAAACCCUGGUGGGUCCCAAAACUCUGACAAUUGUUGUGACAGACAUUAACACAGCGCCGACUAUCACAAAUCUUCCACUGGCAUCUGCAGUGUCAGUUCCGGAAAACUCCGCUCUAGGAGUAUCAGUGUUCCAGCUGUCCUUCAGUGACCUUGACACGACGGAUACGCAUGUAGUUACCGCAACGUACACACCUUCUUCCGGGGGAACCAUAUUUACAAUGGACACUACAAGUGGUUUGAUUUCAACUUCGUCUACAACAAACAUUAACUACGAGGUCCUGGCAUCACCAUCCAUAGUCGUUAAUGUUCACGUGUCCGACGGAUUCGCCUCAGCGACAUCAUCCCUGACAAUCACAGUGCUGGAUAUAAAUGAGGCUCCCGUUUUUGGGAAAACGUUGUACCAUCUUACAGGAUCAGAAGGAUCUGCCGGAAGUAGCGUGGGAACUCCUGCAUUUGACGUCGCAGAUCCAGAUACGGGAGCCACACAAACCUAUGGUAUUGACUGCCCCGAGUUCAACAUCAAUUCAAAUACAGCUGCUGUCACUCUAGCAGCAGAUUACGAUCUUGACGUAAGUGGAUCUUUGUCAGUGAUUACGUGUAACGUAAGUGUCACAGACGGUGAACUGACGGCGACGUCUGCAUUGAAAAUAACACUUAAUGACGUUAACGACAAUACGCCAGCUUUUAGUCAGCCAUCUUACACAUUCUACACUCAGUCAAACGAAGCUGUGGGGACUGUUCUGGGUUCCAUAGCUGCUUCAGAUGCAGAUAUAGGAGCCUUUGGCACAAUAUCAUACACACUGGAUCAAGUUAGUCUCGGAAACGAGUACUUCGGCGCACAGUCAAAUGGCGACUUCUUUGUCAAGGCUGGACUAACAUCAUUUUCCAAUGGGCAGACACUGAGUAUUACAGCCACUGUAACAGACUCGGCUGGAUUAUCAGACACAGCUACGGUGACUAUAGUAAUCCCUCUGUCUACUACUGCUGCCACCACCACCACCACAGACAGAUACAUGACAUUUGUCGAUGACCCCCGAAACAUUGCUUGGGUAUGCGCAGCUAUCGUUGUUUUAGUGGGGAUUGUCAUCUUGAUGAUCUAUCAGUCUUUCCGGUUUGGAGACUUCACAAGAAUUGGUAACUGGUGUCAAAGGGUGAGUACGAAACCGUCAGAACCAAAGAAACCGUACAGAAUGUCUACCUACCGUACUCAAAAGGUUCGUGAUAUACCAGAAACCCGUUACAACAGGCACUCUGUAAACAGCGGGUGGAAGCCUUGGCGGACUGGAAUUGUGGAACUAUAAUCCUUGUCAAGCACAUAGAGAAAGGGAAGACAGCGGACAAUUACUUCGAGACUUUUGGAAGAAUGUUAAAUAUUGUAAAUCAAUAUAUGUACAAUAGUAUUCAAAGUUUGGUGAGGACAUGUACGUCAGAUUGUUAAAUUUUCUUCUUUAGACUGACAUUAGUAUUUUUUUUUUUAAAUCAAAACAAUUAUAAAUAACGGGAAAUAUUUUAAUUUGCCGAGGAAAAAUUGUGUGUUUAUGAUUAUAAUAAUCCUAAAACCAACGUGGCCAAACGUCAUUUGGAUACAAUCAUUCCUACGCAGAAUACAAUCGUGCAUUUAACGCAGAGUACCACCAACCUCAACCGCAAUUUACUGUGGAGAGUGUAGAUGUCCGUGAGAGAGGGAUUAGGAAGUGGUCCAUAUUUUCUUUAGGCCAUGCCAAUUUGUAAUCUAGUUCGUCGGAUUCGCCGCUUCUAUUUGUAACAAAUCCAAAUUAUAAUAUUAUCAAAAAAUAAUAUCCGCCGCGUGUUCAAAAAUAUCCGUAAAUAUUUUUUUUAGUUUUUACAACAAGCGCACAAAUAACCUUGAUGUAUAUGCUGAGAAAUGACAGAAGCGCGGGCUCUCGAGAAAUUUCCUAACAGUGUAAUACGGUUAAGUUAUUCAUGAUGUCUAUCUUAAUAUGUACGAUACUUCAUAACACUGGAUUGGAAGUUGUUCCUUAUGCUGGAAUCGAACUGGAAGCCGAUGAAACGUUUGAAGCGCUAUUCGAUGCCACUAUUUAGAGAACAUUGACAGCGUAUGAUUGAUUGUUUGAUUAGCCUAUAUAUUGACUGAAGUCUCUCUUGAGAAUAUUUCACUCACAUGAAAGACGUUACCAUUGCCUGUGACGGGCUGCAAAAUUUAGGCCUAUGCUCAGCGCUUAUGGCACUGAGGGAUCUUUAUCGUGCCACACCUGCUGUGACAAGGAUCUCAGUUUUUGCAGUCCUAUCUGAAGGACCGCCCCAUUUAUUCGCCUCUUACAACAAGCAAGGGGUACUAAUCGAUGACUAUUUUAAACCGGACCGACAGUUAAAGACAAAUUCACAAAAGGUUUGGUGAUGUCCUAUCAAAAUUCAAGAAAAUGCUGAAAGCGAUGCAAUGGAUAUUGCAUUUGCAAUGAAUGUCAAAACUGGAUGUGUCCCUAGCAAUAUGCAUAUCUCUGAAUCGAAAGUUUGUAGAAAUGAAACUUAAAUAAAAUUCUUGAAAAAGACCUUAUCAGUUAAUGUUGCAAAGUACAUGUAUUAGGUAUAAAGAAAAUAAGUCUUUGAAACCUGAAAUACUUCUUAUUUAUUGUAAACUAUAUCAACAAAGUUGAAAAAUAUUAAGUUUAUG